AUGUCGGCCAAGGGUCCAUACUCUAUCGAAGUCCCCGGCGCCGAGCCAGUCGAGGGUGAGACAAUUCCUCGCCGCCUCCCUGCCGCAAAGGACGGUCUAAUCUCGAAGCCUGUCGAGAACAUCUCUACCGUAUACGAGCUCGUGCGCGUCAGCGCAGAGAAGUUUGGCAAUGCAAAGGCCAUGGGCUCGCGUCGUCUGGUGCGGACUCACCAAGAAACCAAGAAGGUGAAGAAGAUCAUCGAUGGCCAGGAACAGCAAGUCGACAAGAACUGGACCUUCUUCGAGCUCAGUCCCUACGAGUACAUUACAUAUCACGAGUACGAGAGGCUAGUCCUGGACAUUGGUUCCGGUCUGCGGAAAUUGGGCAUGGAGAAGGACGAUCGCGUUCACAUCUUCGCCGCCACCAGCCAGAACUGGUUGGCAAUGUCCCAUGCCGCAGCAUCGCAAUCCAUGCCCAUUGUUACCGCUUACGACACAUUAGGGGAGGAGGGCCUGAGACACUCCAUGGUUGCGACUGGUGCGAAAGCCAUUUUCCUGGACCCUCACCUGUUGCCCACCCUGGGCAACGUGCUCAAGGAUGCUACCGAGGUGCGCUAUGUGAUUUGGAACAGCCAGAACCAAGUUAAGGACGAUCACAUCAAUGCUCUGAAGAGCAACUUCCCUCACAUUACGGUCACCAGCUUCAAGGAUCUGGAGAAGCUUGGCAAGGAGAACCCCUCGGAUCCUGUGCCUCCUGCUCCCGAGGAUCUCUGCUGUAUUAUGUACACAUCCGGCUCCACCGGCACCCCCAAGGGUGUCCCGUUGAAGCACAGCAACGUGAUUGCCGCAGUUGCCGGUGUCAGUGUUGUUGUGCAGCCGUACAUUGGGCCUGGCGACGGUCUCUUGACCUACCUCCCCCUGGCCCAUAUUUUGGAAUUUGUUUUUGAAAACGCCUCGCUCUACUGGGGAACAACCAUGGGAUACGGUAAUCCCAAGACGCUAUCUGAUCAGUCUGUUCGCAACUGUGCUGGUGAUAUCCGAGAGUUCAAGCCGUCAGUCUUGGUUGGCGUACCGGCAGUAUGGGAGAACGUCAAGAAGGGUAUCAGCGCCAAGGUAGCUGCAGGGUCUUCCAUCGUCCAGAACAUGUUUUGGGGAGCCCUCUGGGCCAAGCAGGCACUCUUGUCGGCCGGUCUCCCCGGUUCCGGAGUCCUCGAUGCAAUCGUGUUCAAGAAGAUCAAGGAAGCUACGGGUGGAAGGCUGAAGCUGUGCAUGAACGGCGGCGGUCCCAUCGCCAAGGACACGCAGAAGUUCAUUUCCAUGGCUAUUGCCCCCAUGAUCAGUGGCUACGGUCUCACAGAGACGACCGCCAUGGGCUGCCUGAUGAAUCCUAUGGAGUGGACCUCAGAAUCGCUGGGUGCCAUGCCUGCCAGUAUUGAUGUCAAGCUCGUCGAUUUCCCCGAUGCUGGCUACUACGCCACCAACAAGCCCAACCCGCAGGGUGAGGUUUGGAUCCGUGGCCCGUCUGUACUGGACGAGUACUACAAGAACGAGAAGGAGACCGCUGAGGCCAUUGCACCAGGCGGCUGGUUCAAGACUGGCGACAUUGGCGAGUGGGACCAGUAUGGGCACCUGAAGCUCAUCGACCGCAAGAAGAACCUGGUUAAGACAUUGAACGGAGAGUACAUUGCACUCGAGAAGCUCGAGUCCAUCUACCGAUCGGCGGCUGUGGUAGCAAACAUCUGCGUGUACGCUGACGCCUCCAAGAACAAGCCGAUUGCCAUCAUUGUCCCUGCAGAGGCUGCUCUCAAGAAGAUCGCUUCGUCCGCCGGCGUGCAAGAGGGCAGUCUUGAGGAGAUGGUCCACAACAAGAAGCUUCAGAGCGCUGUGCUCAAGGAGCUCCAGAACACCGGUCGUCAGGGAGGUCUGUCAGGAAUCGAGAUCAUUGACGGUGUGGUGCUGUCCGACGAGGAGUGGACGCCGCAGAACAGUCUCGUGACUGCUGCCCAGAAGCUGAACCGCAAGGGUAUAUUGAACAAGUACAAGAAGGAGGUCGACGAGGCUUAUGGCUCGUCUUAG
Truncatella angustata is the source of this 2055-nucleotide messenger RNA. RefSeq names its product AMP-binding enzyme. The transcript has a single exon. Gene Ontology annotation, molecular function: long-chain fatty acid-CoA ligase activity. Bases 1 to 2055 code for a protein of 684 amino acids. Gene Ontology annotation, cellular component: plasma membrane; endoplasmic reticulum; lipid droplet. Lineage: Eukaryota; Fungi; Ascomycota; Sordariomycetes; Amphisphaeriales; Sporocadaceae. Gene Ontology annotation, biological process: long-chain fatty-acyl-CoA metabolic process; long-chain fatty acid metabolic process. The record is from RefSeq and is a predicted model, not a curated record.